Micromonas commoda is the source of this 1326-nucleotide messenger RNA. RefSeq lists its product with no specific name. Gene Ontology annotation, molecular function: protein binding. The record is from RefSeq and is a predicted model, not a curated record. Gene Ontology annotation, biological process: SCF-dependent proteasomal ubiquitin-dependent protein catabolic process. Gene Ontology annotation, cellular component: SCF ubiquitin ligase complex. The transcript has a single exon. The coding region runs from base 1 to 1326 and encodes 441 amino acids. Lineage: Eukaryota; Viridiplantae; Chlorophyta; Mamiellophyceae; Mamiellales; Mamiellaceae.
AUGCCCAAAGCGGCCGAGACGGUCGAAACGGGAACGCCGAAGGAUGCGCGCGCUGGUAAAAGGAAGCGCGUGGAGCAGUCCAAGGCGUCGUUGUACGGUGAUCUCCUCCGCGAGGUGUUUGCUCACCUGCCCGCUGUAGAUCUGUGUCGUGCGAGGGAAGUUUGCCGCGAAUGGCGCGACGCCGCAUCGGACGAGUCGCUCUGGAGACGACUCUGUGCCGAUUGCUGGUUCAAACCCGUUCCGAACUAUCCGGGGCGCAUCAGUCGCGUGGGCGCAGGCGGAGUGCCGUUCCAUUCGUGCGAGUUGUUUCAGAGGGGGAUGUGCAGGUUGGCGUACGCCGAGGCGUUCAGCGAGAGGGAACGCGCCUGGAUCACGACAGCAGAACUCUGUGAGGGUGUGUACGUGAAAGACCUCACCACCGGUGAAUUGAUCAGAAACCGUGACGGUCGAAGAUGGUGGUUCCGCUUCAAGGAGGACGCGGGCGAGGACUGGCAAGAUUGGGACGGUUGGUGGGCGGGCGAAGGUCACGGCAGGGAAAGCAUCUUCUGUAGGGACGGCACGGUGGCCUCGAAUCUGAAUGAUCUCGAAGAGGACGAGGAGCCGAUGAGUCACCGUUGGGGAUUCGCGAGGGACAUCUACGAGAUCGACGCGGAGAUGGCGCGAGAGGGCUGGAGGCACUGUUGCCUCCCCUUGAGCGAUCCUCGCCGAGACGAUUUGAAGGUUGAAGAGUUCGAGGAGCAGGGAUACUUUUCGAAGCUCGAGCCGAGGGUGAUGGUUGGUCCAGGUGUGUAUAAAAAACAAAGGGGGGCGAGGAGCCCACACAAACCCAAGAAAUACGCGAAGGAAAUCCGUGCUGCGGGAGGCAACGGCACCCAGUUCCAUGUAGGGUGUGCGCUCAAGCUCUGGCCGGAUACCGAUUUAGACCACUGGCGAGACCGUGAAUCGUACCCGCAGUGUGUCGUGCGAAGGCAUCCAGAGACGUGGGGUUGGAUUCUUGAGAGCUGCUGGACGCUGCAGACAUCGUGGCCGAUGCCGACCCGACAAGAAGAGGUACUCCGCGAGGAUCUGGCCGAUGAGUUCCUCAAGUACGAUGCGACGGAGCAAAAGUUGGAGGUGAGGAUGUACAACCGCGGGAUUCAGCCCGAACAGGACGAGUGCGUCUCGGAGCGGAUGGUCAACUACUGCCAAGAAUACGUCAAAGUUGAGGUUUGUGGUGAAGUGGAGAUCUUCAUGCCGAGGAUUUUGGCCAAUCGCGUCUGCGCCAAGCCGCAUAACCGCGGUUCAAUGAGGAUCGUUCCCGAGGACACAAGAUCACGAGUUGUUUGA